AUGGAGGCAAAAUCGAUGUCCGUUGCCGAAUACACUAGCCUCUUAGAUGGGACGGACGUCGACCCUAUCGAGCUUCUAGGAGACGAUUAUGAGAGUUUUGGAAAAGGUAUCAGAGCUAGCCGUGCAAUGGUAGAGACGUGGAUCAUCUCAUUUGAGAUGAUUCGUCAACAAGAUCCUUACGCAAGCGAUUUACUCUCACGCAUGGCCUUCUUCGACAGGCAGGCAAUUCCAAGAGAGUUUCUCGCAUACGAUGAAAAGAACGCAGGCCAGGAAAUUGAUGAGCGGGUACUCACCAGCGCGCUAGGUACACUGAAGAGGUUCUCUUUCAUCAGUACAGGGAAGGACCAGACCUUUGACAUGCACCGCCUAGUGCAACUGGUAUCGCAAAAGUGGCUUAUACGGGACAGAAUGGCUGAAAGGUUUGCUAUCGAAGCACUAAGAGCAGUAUCAUAUGUUUUCCCAGAGGCGACAUAUGAGAACUGGGCGACGUGUAGCAAAUAUCUGGCGCAUGCCACAGCGGUUUUACGAUCCGUCAAGCCAGGCAAACGCCAGAUCAGGAGAGAUAGGGUCCAAGUUCUCGAUAAGAUAGCUUCAUACUUCGAAAUCGUUGGGGAAUGGAAAUCUGCAGAGGAGUAUCUAAUAGAAGCUCGACGACUGACCGCGGACAUCAAAGGACAGGGACAUCUUGAUACACUGGUUUAUACAGCCAGAUUAGCGUCAACAUACUGGAACCAGGGACGAUGGGAUGAGGCUGAGACUCUAGAAGUACAGGUGCUAGAGAGGAUGAAGAAGAAGCUUGGCGCUGACCAUCCAGACACACUGACCAUUAUGGGCAACUUAGCUUCAACAUACUGGAACCAGGGACGAUGGGAUGAGGCUGAGACUCUAGAUGUACAGGUGCUAGAGAGGAGGAUGAAGAAGCUUGGCGCUGACCAUCCAGACACACUGGCCAUAUGGGCAACUUAG
This is a messenger RNA of Parascedosporium putredinis, 966 nucleotides long. NCBI's taxonomy places the organism in Eukaryota, Fungi, Ascomycota, Sordariomycetes, Microascales, Microascaceae. The record is from the annotation of a GenBank genome assembly.